UCCUCUUAGGAGUCAGGACUUGGACUAUUCUCCCUCUCUCAGAUCCACCAUCUCUCUCUCUUUCUAACGGGCAAACUUGGUGUCGUACCGAUCUCGAACGGCCGAUCUAGGGCACCAUGGCUGCAGCCAAUGCCCCCAUCGCCAUGAAAGAGGCCUUGACGUUGCCGAGCCUCGGCAUCAAUCCGCAAUUCAUCAAUUUUACGCAUGUGACUAUGGAAUCGGACAAGUACAUAUGUGUUAGGGAAACUGCACCGCAGAACAGCGUCGUGAUCGUCGAUAUGAGCAUGCCUAAUCAACCUCUUAGAAGACCGAUCACCGCCGAUUCUGCCUUGAUGAACCCCAACUCCCGUAUUCUCGCACUUAAAGCACAACUACCUGGAACAACUCAGGAUCACUUACAAAUAUUUAACAUUGAACUGAAAGCUAAAGUGAAGUCGCAUCAAAUGCCUGAGCAGGUUGUGUUUUGGAAAUGGAUUUCCCCUAAAAUGCUAGCCCUGGUCACACAGACAUCUGUAUAUCAUUGGUCAAUUGAAGGUGAUUCAGAGCCUGUGAAGAUGUUUGAAAGAACAGCCAAUCUAGUGAACAAUCAAAUAAUUAACUAUCGUUGUGACCCUUCUGAAAAAUGGUUGGUCCUGAUUGGAAUAGCCCAGGGUCCACCUGAGAGACCACAAUUAGUCAAAGGGAAUAUGCAGCUUUUCUCUGUGGAUCAGCAACGAAGUCAGGCUUUGGAAGCACAUGCUGCAACGUUUGCUACAUUCAAAGUGCCAGGGAAUGAGAAUCCUUCACUUCUAAUUUCCUUUGCUGCUAAGGCAUUCAAUGCUGGACAAAUAACAUCAAAGCUACAUGUUAUUGAACUUGGUGCCCAGCCAGGUAAACCAUCAUUUAGCAAGAAACAAGCAGAUUUAUUUUUUCCUCCAGACUUCGCCGAUGACUUUCCUGUGUCAAUGCAGGUAUCCCAAAAGUAUGGUUUGAUUUACGUGAUCACAAAACAAGGAUUACUGUUUGUGUAUGACCUAGAGACAGCUUCUGCUGUUUAUAGAAACCGAAUCAGUCCAGAUCCUAUUUUUUUGACAACUGAGGCUUCUUCAGCUGGUGGCUUCUAUGCCAUCAACAGGCGAGGGCAGGUUCUGCUUGCCACUGUUAAUGAAUCCACAAUUGUAUCUUUUGUUAGUGGUCAGUUGAACAAUUUAGAACUUGCUGUUAACCUGGCCAAAAGAGGAAAUCUUCCUGGUGCUGAGAAUUUGGUUGUCCAGCGGUUCCAGGAAUUGUUUUCCCAGGCAAAGUAUAAGGAGGCUGCGGAACUUGCUGCUGAAUCACCACAGGGUAUCCUUCGCACUCCUGACACAGUUGCUAAAUUCCAGAGUGUUCCUGUGCAAGCUGGGAUGACACCACCUUUGUUACAAUACUUCGGAACCUUGUUGACUAGAGGAAAACUUAAUGGUUUUGAGUCACUGGAGUUGUCACGCCUUGUUGUAAAUCAAAACAAAAAGAAUCUCUUGGAGAACUGGCUGGCAGAAGACAAGCUCGAUUGUAGUGAGGAGCUUGGAGAUCUAGUCAAGACUGUGGAUAAUGACCUCGCAUUGAAAAUAUAUAUCAAAGCUCGGGCAACUCCAAAAGUUGUUGCCGCAUUUGCUGAGAGGAGAGAGUUUGAUAAGAUUCUCAUAUACUCGAAACAGGUUGGGUACACACCAGAUUAUUUGUUCCUUUUGCAAACGAUUUUGCGAGCCGACCCCCAGGGUGCUGUUAAUUUUGCUCUUAUGAUGUCCCAAAUGGAGGGAGGUUGUCCGGUUGACUACAACACUAUAACAGAUCUAUUCCUUCAGCGGAACUUGAUUCGCGAGGCAACAGCUUUUUUGUUGGAUGUGCUGAAGCCAAAUUUACCAGAGCAUGGACACCUUCAAACAAAGGUUUUGGAAGUCAAUCUUGUGACAUUUCCGAAUGUUGCUGAUGCCAUAUUAGCCAAUGGUAUGUUUAGUCACUAUGAUCGUCCACGAGUUGCUCAACUUUGUGAAAAAGCUGGCCUCUAUAUUAGAGCCCUGCAGCAUUACACUGAGUUAUCCGACAUUAAACGCGUCAUUGUGAAUACGCAGGCCAUUGAGCCUCAGGGUCUUGUGGAGUUUUUUGGGACGCUUUCUCGGGAAUGGGCUCUCGAGUGUAUGAAGGAUCUUCUGCUAGUCAAUCUUAGGGGGAAUCUGCAGAUUAUUGUGCAGACUGCAAAAGAAUAUGCUGAGCAGUUGGGUGUUGAUGCAUGUAUCAAACUCUUUGAGCAGUUCAAGUCAUAUGAAGGACUUUAUUUUUUCUUGGGUUCAUAUUUGAGCUCCAGUGAGGAUUCUGAAAUCCACUACAAGUACAUCGAAGCAGCUGCUAAAACUGGGCAAAUCAAGGAGGUAGAACGGGUGACUCGUGAAUCAAACUUUUAUGAUCCGGAAAAGACGAAAAACUUUUUGAUGGAAGCCAAGCUUCCAGAUGCACGUCCUUUGAUUAAUGUAUGUGAUCGAUUUGGUUUUGUUCCGGAUCUCACCCACUACCUGUACUCAAACAACAUGCUGCGAUAUAUUGAAGGUUAUGUUCAGAAGGUCAAUCCGGCAAAUGCUCCUUUAGUUGUUGGACAGCUGCUAGAUGAUGAAUGUCCUGAAGAUUUCAUCAAAGGUCUUAUUCUUUCAGUGCGCUCCCUUCUUCCUGUUGAGCCUCUAGUGGAGGAAUGUGAAAAGAGGAAUCGGUUACGCCUACUCACUCAGUUCUUGGAGCAUCUCGUGAGUGAGGGCAGCCAAGAUGCACAUGUUCACAACGCGCUCGGUAAAAUCAUCAUAGAUAGUAACAACAAUCCAGAACAUUUUCUUACUACCAACCCAUAUUAUGAUUCACGUGUUGUGGGUAAAUAUUGCGAGAAGCGUGACCCAACACUGGCGGUCGUUGCCUACCGUCGAGGGCAAUGUGAUGUUGAACUUAUCAAUGUUACAAAUAAGAACUCCCUGUUUAAAUUGCAGGCCAGAUAUGUUGUGGAAAGGAUGGAUAAUGACCUUUGGGACAUUGUUCUUAAGCCUGAUAAUGAGUAUAGGAGGCAGCUAAUUGAUCAGGUCGUAUCUACUGCUUUGCCUGAAAGCAAGAGUCCUGAGCAAGUUUCUGCGGCUGUUAAAGCUUUUAUGACUGCUGAUCUUCCUCACGAGUUGAUUGAGCUUCUUGAAAAGAUAGUGCUUCAAAAUUCUGCUUUUAGUGGGAACUUUAAUCUUCAGAAUCUUCUUAUCCUGACAGCCAUUAAAGCUGAUCCAUCUAGAGUUAUGGACUAUGUCAACAGAUUAGACAACUUUGAUGGACCCGCAAUUGGGGAGGUGGCUGUUGAAGCUCAACUGUAUGAAGAAGCAUUUGCCAUUUUCAAGAAGUUCAACUUGAACGUUCAGGCUGUUAAUGUGCUGUUGGAUAACAUCCGUAGCGUUGAUCGAGCUGUGGAAUUUGCAUUCCGUGUUGAAGAAGAUGCAGUCUGGAGCCAGGUGGCAAAGGCCCAGCUCCGAGCGGGGUUGGUGAGUGAUGCAAUCGAGUCAUUUAUCCGUGCAGAUGAUGCCACCCAAUUUUUGGAGGUCAUAAAGGCUGCUGAGGAUGCAAAUGAAUAUCAUGACUUGGUGAGGUAUCUAUUAAUGGUUAGGCAGAAGUCUAAGGAGCCCAAGGUCGAUAGUGAACUCAUUUAUGCAUAUGCUAAGAUUGAUCGACUGGGUGAUAUUGAGGAAUUCGUUCUCAUGCCAAAUGUUGCUAAUCUUCAAAAUGUUGGAGAUCGGUUAUAUGAUGAAGCACUUUAUGAAGCUGCAAAAAUCAUCUUUGCAUUCAUUUCAAACUGGGCGAAGCUGGCUAUUACACUUGUAAAGCUUAAGCAGUUCCAAGGUGCUGUAGAUGCAGCUCGGAAAGCAAACAGCUCAAAAACAUGGAAGGAAGUCUGCUUUGCAUGUGUGGAUGCCGAAGAAUUCCGAUUGGCUCAGAUAUGUGGACUAAACAUCAUUGUGCAGGUUGAUGAUUUGGAAGAAGUGAGUGAGUAUUACCAGAACAGGGGAUGCUUUAAUGAGCUCAUAUCCCUCAUGGAGAGUGGACUAGGAUUGGAACGAGCACAUAUGGGCAUCUUCACCGAGUUGGGAGUUUUAUAUGCAAGAUACCGUCCUGAGAAGCUUAUGGAGCAUAUCAAGCUGUUCUCAACUCGACUUAACAUUCCCAAGCUUAUACGAGCUUGUGAUGAACAACAGCACUGGACAGAAUUGACAUAUUUGUAUAUCCAAUAUGAUGAGUUUGACAAUGCUGCAACCACUGUAAUGAACCACUCUCCAGAAGCAUGGGAUCACAUGCAGUUCAAAGAUAUUGUGGCUAAAGUUGCAAAUGUAGAGCUUUACUAUAAGGCAGUGCACUUUUACUUGCAAGAGCAUCCUGAUCUUAUUAAUGAUGUACUUAAUGUUUUGGCCCUUCGUGUAGACCAUACUCGUGUGGUGGACAUAAUGCGAAAGGCAGGUCACCUGCGUCUUAUCAAACCAUACAUGGUUGCUGUUCAGAGCAAUAAUGUGUCUGCUGUAAAUGAAGCUUUGAAUGAAAUUUAUGUAGAGGAGGAGGACUACGACAGACUUCGUGAAUCUAUAGAUUUGCAUGAUAACUUUGAUCAGAUAGGUCUUGCACAAAAGAUUGAGAAGCAUGAGCUCCUUGAGAUGAGGCGUGUUGCUGCAUAUAUCUAUAAGAAAGCAGGAAGAUGGAAGCAGUCCAUUGCUUUAUCAAAGAAAGACAGUCUUUAUAAAGAUUGCAUGGAAGCAUGCUCACAAUCUGGUGAUCGUGACCUUGCUGAGGAGUUGCUUGUCUACUUCAUUGAGCAGGGUAAGAAAGAAUGUUUUGCAGCAUGCCUCUUUGUGUGUUACGACUUGAUCCGCGCAGAUGUUGCUCUUGAGCUGGCAUGGAUGAACAACAUGAUUGAUUUUGCCUUCCCCUAUCUCUUGCAGUUUAUUCGGGAGUACACUGGCAAAGUAGAUGAGCUUGUCAAGGACAAGCUCGAAGCUGUUAAUAAUGUGAAAGCUAAAGAGGAGGAGGAGAAGGAGAUGGUUGCUCAGCAGAAUAUGUACGCACAACUGCUGCCUCUUGCUUUGCCUGCACCCCCAAUGCCUGGAAUGGGUGGUGGUUUUGCCCCACCUCCACCGCAAAUGGGUGGGAUGGGAAUGCCACCAAUGCCACCUUUUGGCAUGCCACCCAUGGGCCCAUACUGACCUUCAGUUGUCAAUAUUUAAGGAAGACAAGAUGGUUUGCUUACACGUGGUAAAUCAAUUUGUUGUAAUGCUAUAUUCUCGAGAAAAAUUCAAUUUGGGUCUUGGCGAAUUGAAAGGGAUAGCUCACUUAUCAUUUCAAAUAGUAGGGUUACUUUUGGUCAUUUGUAUCAACAUUCUUUUUAGUUGGUUUUUUCAGUGGCAUAGGGAAGGCUAAGUGAAACAUAGUUGAACUAAUGUUUUAGGUGGAUUAAAUUUGGGCAGGAAUGUGGCCUACCCAUGUAUAGGUUAAACUAGACAAGUCGUUGAAUGUUUCGGUCUCUCUAUUUUUACUUUUUUCUGCCGAGCUGAUGGUGUUAGCUUCUCAAGGCGACGUUUGAAAUUUGAGAAUUUUGUAAUCAGUGCGUAAUGAUUCUCUGUAAUCAUCGUUCUUGAUUUAGGUUGUUUUUCUUGUAGUCUUGAUCAUCCAUGGUUGUUUUGACAUCGCAUUGAACUAUGAUUUUUUUUUU
Tripterygium wilfordii is the source of this 5728-nucleotide messenger RNA. RefSeq names its product clathrin heavy chain 1-like. Gene Ontology annotation, cellular component: clathrin coat of coated pit; chloroplast; clathrin coat of trans-Golgi network vesicle. Bases 117 to 5222 code for a protein of 1701 amino acids. The record is from RefSeq and is a predicted model, not a curated record. Lineage: Eukaryota; Viridiplantae; Streptophyta; Magnoliopsida; Celastrales; Celastraceae. Gene Ontology annotation, biological process: intracellular protein transport; receptor-mediated endocytosis. The transcript has 30 exons. Gene Ontology annotation, molecular function: structural molecule activity; clathrin light chain binding.